UGUUGCACGGUCAGUUUCUCUUCUCUAGAUGGUCCACCACCUGUUGCGCUUCUGUCUGCUGCUGGCUGUCCUGCUGUUUGUCUGCGCUGCGCAUUUCGAAGCUCCCGCCGUCCAAGAUAAGAUCGAUAAGCAUGUUGUCUGCGGCCGUCAAACAAGUUGCGAGCAGGCAUGCUCUGCGGCGUGCCUCUAGUGGCUGGGCAGCCACGCAGACACUCCUGCAGGAGCAACUGGCAGACAUCCGUGAGGCUGGCACGUACAAGACUGAACGGGUGCUCACCUCCCGGCAGGCAGCAUCUGUGCACGUUGCAGGCUGGGACAAGCCGGUGCUCAACCUGUGCGCCAACAACUACCUGGGACUCUCGAGUCACCCCGAUGUGAUAGAGGCUGGCAAGAAGGCUCUGGACACCCACGGUGCAGGGUUGAGCUCGGUGCGCUUCAUCUGUGGAACACAGGACAUCCACAAGGAACUGGAACAGAAGAUUGCACGCUUCCACGGCCGGGAGGACGCCAUUCUGUACGCCAGCUGUUUUGAUGCCAAUGCGGGCAUCUUUGAGGUUCUUUUGAGCCCCGAGGACGCAGUGCUGUCGGAUGAGCUCAACCAUGCUUCCAUCAUUGAUGGAAUCCGUCUCUGCAAGGCGCAGAAGUACCGCUACAAGCAUCGAGACAUGAAUGAUCUGGAGGAGAAACUGCGGGACGCUGUUGGAAAGAGUCGCCAGAGGCUCAUUGUCACCGACGGAGUCUUCAGCAUGGAUGGCAAUGUGGCUCCACUGAGGGACAUCUGUGACCUUGCGGACCGUUACAAUGCCAUGGUGUUUGUCGAUGAGUGCCAUGCCACGGGCUUCUUUGGCAACAGUGGCAGGGGUACCGAGGAACACUUUGGUAUCUCUGGCCGUGUGGACAUCAUCAACUCUACUCUGGGCAAGGCACUGGGAGGCGCUGCAGGGGGCUACACCACGUGCCGUCGCGAGCUGGUGGACCUUCUGCGGCAGCGCUCACGGCCUUACCUCUUCUCCAACUCCCUGCCUCCACCCGUUGUGGCAUGCGCCUCAAAGGUGCUAGACAUCCUCCUGGCUAGUCCCAAGUUGGCACAGAAGGUGGCCGGACUGACAAAGCACUUCCGUUCGCGCAUGACUACUGCUGGCUUCAAUGUCUCUGGUGACGACCACCCCAUCUGCCCUGUGAUGCUGGGAGAUGCACGCUUGGCUGCUGAUUUUGCUGACGGCAUGCUUGAGCAAGGCGUGUAUGUGAUUGGCUUCAGCUACCCAGUGGUACCCAAAGGCAAGGCUCGCAUUCGAGUGCAAAUCUCGGCAGCACAUUCCAUGGAGGACAUAGACCGUACUGUGGAUGCUUUCAUCACAGUGGGCAAGAAGUUCGGAGUGGUUGCGUAGUGUAAACACCUACAGCUCACUGCAGAGCCCGUUGCAAGGAAUAUUGACUCGCUUGAAGUUUAUUUGCUAUACCGUCCAUCAAAGGUCACUUGUAUGGUUCCGGGUUUAGGACUACCGAAAACGGCCUUCUAACCUGUCGGCAGACCCGAACCUGCUCGGAAACGCAAUUGUUGUUCGAAUUUUUAUUACCAAGUGGUCUGGGUUCAAAUAUAAGACACCUGCUCUAUC
Messenger RNA from Rhipicephalus sanguineus (brown dog tick), 1616 nucleotides. RefSeq names its product 2-amino-3-ketobutyrate coenzyme A ligase, mitochondrial (gene Gcat). Bases 132 to 1388 code for a protein of 418 amino acids. NCBI's taxonomy places the organism in Eukaryota, Metazoa, Arthropoda, Arachnida, Ixodida, Ixodidae. Gene Ontology annotation, molecular function: glycine C-acetyltransferase activity; pyridoxal phosphate binding. The transcript has 11 exons. Gene Ontology annotation, biological process: biosynthetic process; L-threonine catabolic process. The record is from RefSeq and is a predicted model, not a curated record.